Messenger RNA from Ascochyta rabiei, 981 nucleotides. RefSeq lists its product as uncharacterized. The record is from RefSeq and is a predicted model, not a curated record. NCBI's taxonomy places the organism in Eukaryota, Fungi, Ascomycota, Dothideomycetes, Pleosporales, Didymellaceae. The transcript has a single exon. The coding region runs from base 1 to 981 and encodes 326 amino acids.
AUGCGGCCGGACUGUGGUAGCGUGGUCAAUUGUCUGCGGACCGAGAUUGUGGGCCGACAGGGCUCUGGGUGUUGGCCUUGGCGUCUCCGCAAUUUCACAUGCUGGCCGUCAACCCUCAUGCCUAGCUCCUCAUCGCCCUCUGUGGCAGCAAGAUCAUCGACUGGACAUACGAUGUUAUUUCGCCUGGGUUCCUUGAGAAUUGAGCUCAAUCCAUGGAACCCGCUUUAUGCAGUAGCACCAUUUAUCACGAUAUUGGUGUCCAUCCCACUGGCAAUAUUCGCUGUGGUCACCACAUCCAUCGCACUUUCUCUCUUGGCCUUUCGGGGAUUUGUAGUUUACACGCAACUGGGUACUGCAAUUUUGAGCGCAUGGAUGUCUCCAGCACCACCGAAGCCUGUUGCUCUACAGCACCAGCCCGCCUCCCCGAAAAGAACGUCUCCGCCCCGCAACCGCAACGGACGAAGUGGUAGCAAUGCCAGUGGGGCAUCCUCACGAAAUGACGCGACCACUGCUUCCCGCCUUGGGCCAAAAAGUGAAUCUUCCACAGCCCUAUUUGGGGGUAGUGAGCUCACGCGCGACUAUGAGGGUGUAGGUGGCUGGAGGGAUACAGGCAACGAAGAUGAAGAGGCAUUGUGGAUAGGCAUCAAUUCAAGGUUGCAGUUGCCGGCUGCAACGCCAGAUCGACGGCAUCAGCGCCGCCACACAGGUGGGCAAAGUCCUAAUCAGCGCUGGAGCCGGAGCCCAGAGGCCUUUCGAAUGAGCCCUGUCCAGAGCAGAGCAAGGACACCGAACCGAUUCAUGGGCAACGCAGGACCCGACAAUGAAGACUACUUCCCCAUACAACCGACAAACAAAGCACGUCUCAUCAGCACUGUGUCCGACCCCUCGAAGCGACAUAAUCGGCGGCUAAGCGGUAGCGCAAGCAGUGUUUCCAGCCUAGCUUCAGGCAUAAUGGCUGCUGUCAGAGAAGUCGGUGAAUGA